Messenger RNA from Diachasma alloeum, 1467 nucleotides. RefSeq names its product putative inorganic phosphate cotransporter. The transcript is spliced from 6 exons. The record is from RefSeq and is a predicted model, not a curated record. Bases 1 to 1467 code for a protein of 488 amino acids. Gene Ontology annotation, molecular function: transmembrane transporter activity. Gene Ontology annotation, biological process: monoatomic anion transport; transmembrane transport. Gene Ontology annotation, cellular component: plasma membrane. NCBI's taxonomy places the organism in Eukaryota, Metazoa, Arthropoda, Insecta, Hymenoptera, Braconidae.
AUGGCAGGUAGGGGAGUCAAGUGUGUUGACAUCGAGGCUGAUAUAGCUUCUCCAGGAGGAUGGGGUGUGAGACACUGGCAAUGUCUCAUAUACUUCGUGGGCUACACAAUUGCGUACUCAAACAGGAUUUGCAUGUCAAUAGCGAUAAUCGCAAUUCAAGACGAGCGGAAGGACAAAGGUGGAUUAACUUCAAACAACGUUGGUAUAAUCCUGAGUUCAUUUCUCUGGGGUUACACAGCGAUGCAGAUACCAUCUGGCUAUUUAGCGAGAAUAUGGAGUGCCAAAAUGGUUUUUGGAAUUGGCAUAUUUAUAAAUGGAUUCGGUAGCAUUUUAUGUCCAAUUGUAUUUGAUGAAGGUGGCUGGAUGUAUCUGUGCGCAUGCAGAGUUGUCAUGGGACUAUGUCAGGCCUGUUGUCUGCCCUGUAUUCACACUCUGUUGUCAAAAUGGGUGCCGCCGAACGAACGGGGACGAGUGGGCACUAUGACCUACGCUGGAGGACACUUUGGCACAGUCAUUUCCUACCCAAUAUCCGGUGCUCUGAUUGAUGCAGCUGGAUGGAGAAGUGUCUUCUAUUUCUUCGGGGCGGCUGCCAUCAUUUGGUCAUUAAUUUUCUUCUUCCUUGGGUCUGAUUCACCAGCUGCAUCAGCGGAGAAAGUCUUCUGUGGUAUCGAUAAGCAUGAGAGGAAGUAUAUUGAGAGCAGUCUCAGAGGGUUGCGAGAAGAAACAGUGGCUGAUGAUCAAAAGAACACGAAGACCCCUUGGAAAGCGAUAUUAACCAGUCUACCCUUCUGGUCACUGCUCAUUGCACACUGCGGAAAUAAUUGGGGAUCUUUCAUACUUCAUAAUGAAAUACCAAUGUACAUGGGUGGAGUUCUUGGAUUCGGCAUCAAAGAAAAUGGACUGAAAUCGGCACUACCAUUCGUAGCCGUUUUGCUUCUGACAGUUCCGGUGAGUUGGCUGUCAGACUGGAGUGAGGGGAGAGGGGUAUCUCGUGGAUUAUUACGCAAAUUAUGCAAUACAAUCGGUCACUGGGGAAAAGGACUUGUAUUCGUUGGCAUAUGCUUCGUACCACCAGGUGAUACGACACUACCAGUUGUACUCUUGGUACUCGCUGGUGGAUUGGGCGUUGGGGCUAUAUGCGGAUUCCAGAUCAAUCACAUGGAUCUGAGUCCCCGAUAUGCUGGACUACUUGUGUCAUUCACCAACUGCGCCGCGUCAGUAGUUGCUCUUUUGGCACCUCUGAUCGUUGGAAAAGUUGUGACUGAUUCGAGUGAUGUCGAUCAGUGGAAGAUUAUUUUCUUCACAUCCGGAGGGAUUUAUUUCCUAGACAAUUUGAUGUUCAUUUUGUUUGGGAGAGGUGAGACCCAGUGGUGGGACAACAGUCAACACUCGGAAAAAUUCAGAAGUCAGACGCCGUUGAGAUCUCGAGCAUCUUCGAUUGUUCCUGAUGAUGCUCUAAUACUUUGA